This is a messenger RNA of Striga asiatica, 2401 nucleotides long. The record is from the annotation of a GenBank genome assembly. NCBI's taxonomy places the organism in Eukaryota, Viridiplantae, Streptophyta, Magnoliopsida, Lamiales, Orobanchaceae.
GAAAAAUAACAAACCAGAAAGAAUACAGCUUACAGCCAGCGGGGCACACGGUGUAAGCACCAUGAAGCAUAAAGAUGGAAAGCCGAUUACUCAUCCGGACAAAAAUUCGAGGAAAGUCCCCAUGGCACUAAUGUUUGUUGUCCUUUGCGGGUUUUCAUUCUAUCUUGGAGGAAUUUUCUGCUCAGAAAAGGACAAAUAUGACACGCAGGACGUCAAUAAAGCUGCUAAGCCUUCCAACGAGAAAGCAUCAGGUCCUCUCCAGAUCAAAGCUGUCACCUUUCCUGCAUGCCCUGCGGAUUAUCAGGACUACACCCCUUGCACAGAUCCACGGAGGUGGAGAAAGUAUAGUCUUCACCGUCUUACUUUCAUGGAGCGCCACUGCCCUCCUGUGUUUGAAAAGAAGGAGUGCUUGGUGCCCCCUCCUGAUGGUUAUAAGGUUCCUAUUAGAUGGCCACAGAGCAAGAACGAGUGUUGGUACAGGAAUGUUCCGUAUGAUUGGAUUAACAAGCAAAAGUCGAAUCAGCAUUGGCUGAAGAAAGAAGGGGAAAAAUUCCUCUUCCCUGGGGGUGGCACUAUGUUCCCCAAUGGUGUGAGUAAAUAUGUUGAUUUAAUGGAAGAUUUGAUUCCCGGAAUGAAGGAUGGGACUAUUAGGACUGCCAUCGAUACUGGAUGUGGGGUUGCCAGCUGGGGAGGUGAUUUACUCGACCGAGGCAUUCUCACUAUCUCUCUUGCCCCUAGAGAUAACCAUGAGGCUCAAGUUCAGUUUGCACUAGAACGUGGAAUUCCUGCUAUCCUGGGCAUUAUCUCAACACAGAGACUUCCAUUUCCUUCAAACUCCUUCGACAUGGCACACUGCUCAAGAUGCCUGAUUCCUUGGACAGAAUUCGGCGGCAUAUACCUCCUGGAGGUACACCGUAUCCUCCGGCCAGGCGGAUUCUGGGUGCUGUCAGGUCCACCUGUCAACUACGAGAACAGGUGGCACGGGUGGAACACCACAAUCGAGGAGCAAAAAUCGGACUACGAAAAACUCCAGGAGCUCCUCACUGCCAUGUGCUUCAAACUCUACAACAAGAAGGACGAUAUUGCCGUCUGGCAAAAAUUAUCCGACCAGAGCUGCUACAAGAAGCUCGAGUCCCCAGACAUCUACCCUCCAAAAUGUGAUGACGGCACAGAGCCUGACUCUGCAUGGUACACUCCAAUCAGGCCCUGUGUGGUGGCUCCAGGCCCGAACUACAAGAAAAUUGCACUCAAGUCCCUGGCCAAGUGGCCUGAGAGGCUGCGGGUCGCGCCAGAACGGGUGGCGGAUGUUAGAGGGGGUAGUGAUGGUGCUUUCAAGCACGAUGACAGCAAGUGGAAAACGAGGGCCAAGCACUAUAAGAAGCUGGUGCCGGCUAUAGGGACUGACAAGAUAAGGAACGUGAUGGAUAUGAACACGUUGUAUGGCGGUUUUGCAGCGGCCUUAAUGGAUUAUCCUCUGUGGGUGAUGAACGUGGUGUCGUCUUAUUCGUCGAACACUCUGCCGGUGGUGUAUGAUAGGGGGCUCAUUGGAACCUACCACGAUUGGUGUGAGGCGUUCUCAACGUAUCCUAGGACGUACGACCUUCUCCAUGUGGAUGGUCUUUUCACAGCUGAAAGCCACAGGUGUGAAAUGAAGCAUGUGUUGCUCGAGAUGGACCGUAUUCUGCGGCCAAACGGUUAUGCCAUAAUUCGGGAAUCCAGUUAUUUCGUGGAUGCUGUGGCAACUCUAGCUAAGGGCAUGAAAUGGGGCUGCCGAAAGGAAGAAACUGAAUAUGGGGUCCAACAAGAAAAGAUACUGAUUUGCCAGAAGAAGCUGUGGUAUUCAUCUAACAAAAACACAAGAUGAUAUAACCAAGAAAUGAUCAUGUAGAGAACGAGGACACGAUAUUUAUUUAUACUGUAGAAACACACAACAUGAGGAAUGAUUUGUUGGGUUUUUCAAGUUUGAAGCUCAAGCAAUGGCUUCAUUGAAAUGGUCAGAAGAAAUGGGGCAGACUUUGUAACCAUGAGGAGGCUAAAUUAUUGGGGGGUUUUAGUGCUUUUUGUUUUUCUUUUGACAUGAUAUAUAAAUCUUGCGAGGGUCUUGUAAUUUUAUUUGUUCCUUUCCUUUUCCACCUCCUUGAAGCUGUGAAAUGUCUAAAGGGGUGAUGUGGCUUCUUUUGUUUAUUAAAUGGGAAUACAUUUUUUUGUGCUCAAAUGACUGAUUUUUUCUUAAUUGUGUAUUCAUCGCUUUCUGUUAUGCUUUUUCUCUUUAAAGAUGAUCAGAUAAUGCAGCUACUGGAAAGGAGAAAUAUUGCGAACGGAUAUAUCUCUAAGUUGGAAGAAAUAAAUAGCUGUUGCUGGUUGAACCCAUAAAAGCUUCAAAGGUUAGUUCAUAUUUUGC